ACGGGGCAAUGUUUCUCCAAGUGGACCUUUUCAACAUCCUGUGGUUCUUUGUGCUAUUGAAGCUGCUGCAGACCGCACUUCUCUCCCUGCCUGUGCCAACUUUCGAUAACUCUCAAGAGAUUUAUCCGUUGGUUAUCGUGUCAAGCAGCGAGUACAUCAACGGAGUGCUUCAGAGGCUUAUACGAUGGGACGCGGUCUACUUCUCUUCGCUGUUCGUCAGUGGGCCUCGGUUUGAACAUGAGUGGGUAUUUGGACCGUUAUGGGUCUCGCUGGUUCGUUUCGUUUCCAAUUGGCUGUUGCCCUCGUCGAUAUCUCCAAUACUCGUUGGUAUCGUCAUAUCGAAUAUACUGCACUUGACAUCAGCACUGCUGUUGUUCCGUUUGACCACGGCAUUGUACGGUGUCAAGUUUGCCAUGAAGUCGACAGUGCUAUUCCUGUUCAGUGCACAGGGAAUCUUCAUGAUGGCGCCGUACUCCGAGAACCUGGCAACAGCGUUGUCGUUUCUGGCCUUGUUGCUCAUAAACUCCAAGAGCAGAUGGCUAUACCUGUUGAGCACAGUGCCGCUAAUCGGUGCCUUCUGGACACGAAGCAAUACACUGGUACUGGGGACGGUUUACCUUUACGACUUCAUCAUCAAGAGAAGCCCACUCGCACUGGUCUGUGGGCUCACGUUGGCGUUGGGCUCAUUGGCCUCACUAUACGCUCCCUAUGUCGAGUACUGUCCGGGGAGACCAUGGUGUGACUCCAUGUUACCAUCGCUCUACCACUUUGCUCAGGGGGAAUACUGGAACGUUGGACUGUUCAAGUACUGGACUUUGAACAACUUGCCGAAUUUCCUACUCGGGGCACCUGUUAUCGUACUACAAGUGCUUGCCAUCAAGAGAUACUACAAGGAACACACUUCACUUGCCAUAACGAACGCUCUGUUCUUGCUAAUGAUUACAACUCUGGCACAUGUCCAAAUCAUCAUCAGAGUAUCUGGGUUUCUACCGUUGACUCAGUGGUACCUAGCAGAAGAGUUAGGUCAUAAAAGGGGACAAGGCUGGAUAUUGUACAACUGUUCAUGGUUGGUGAUAGGAACGCUGCUGUACAGUGCCUUCCUACCACCAGCUUAAGACAGGUGUGUGUAUAUGAAAUAGCUCUACAGGUUAGACAAUUGUACAUUACCGAUUUCCUUUUACUAAACCAUAAAAAACCAAAAAGAAUCAUUAAAAGAAAAAGAAACAUUCCAACCCUCCAAUUACAUUCAUAACAAUGUCAGAAAAAUAAUAAAAUAAUAAAUCCCCAUG
Williopsis jadinii is the source of this 1289-nucleotide messenger RNA. It is a transcript of the gene GPI18, whose product is annotated as GPI-anchor transamidase GPI18. The transcript has a single exon. Gene Ontology annotation, biological process: GPI anchor biosynthetic process. Bases 9 to 1115 code for a protein of 368 amino acids. The record is from RefSeq and is a predicted model, not a curated record. Gene Ontology annotation, molecular function: alpha-1,6-mannosyltransferase activity; GPI mannosyltransferase activity. Lineage: Eukaryota; Fungi; Ascomycota; Saccharomycetes; Phaffomycetales; Wickerhamomycetaceae. Gene Ontology annotation, cellular component: mannosyltransferase complex; endoplasmic reticulum membrane.